AUGGUCUACAUAGCCCUCCUCGGCAUCGGCAAGGGCGUGUGCAGCGCGUCGCCGCGGCAGCCACGAGACUGUCCUGAUAAGUGUGGGGACGUAACAGUCCCCUACCCAUUCGGCAUCGGCUCCGAAUGUUCGCUGCCCAACUUCCACCUCAACUGCAGCGAGGGGAUACUGCUCACAGUCACAGGCAACGUCCGGAUCGACAACAUCACGCUGGAGACGGCGCAGAUGGUCGCCUAUACCCAGUUAACAUACGUCUGCGACAUGGCAGAGGAGAGUACACAGCGCAUGUCCGUCAACUUGGCAGGUAGCCCAUUCCUGCUGUCGCCGGUGGCCAACGUCUUCACAGCAGUCGGCUGCAGCCAAGGUUUUGGUUACCGAAUGAGCUCGGUGGCGAGGAUCAGUGGCAGCAGUACUGGCGGUCGGUACCUUGCUGGGUGCAUCACAACCUGCGCCAGCGUGAACCAAUCCGCGGAAGACGGCGCGCCGUGCAGUGGCCAAGGCUGCUGCGAGGCCUCGCUUCCGACCGGCCUCAACUAUGUUUCUGUGUUCUGGAACAAGAACAACAGUCCGGACAAGCCGUCCAACAGAUGUGAGUAUGCCUUCGUGGCCCAGAAAGGCAGGUACAAUUUUAGCCGAGCAGACCUCGUUGGGGAGACUUUAGCCCAAAAAUAUGGCAAUACAAAGGUCUUCCCACUUGUUCUUGAUUGGGCUAUUGGUAGGAACGAGAAAGUGACAUGUCCACCGCCACUGAAGGAUGGCGACAAUGAAAAGUUGUACUUCCCCUAUGGAGUAUGCAUUAGCACUCACAGCCAUUGUGUUAAUGCAAGUAAUGUCACACCAGGCUAUUUCUGCAGAUGUAACAAGGGAUAUGCCGGAAAUCCUUACAAAGAAAACGGUUGCACAUAUAUCAAUGAGUGUGAUUUGACAAAGUACAAAGACGUCUAUCGUUGCCAUGGUGGGACAUGCCAUGAUUCAGAAGGUAACUAUGAAUGCAAUUGCAAUUUUGGACGAAGAGGUGACGGUAAAAGCGACAAAGGCUGUGAACCUGUAUUAUCCCCGGCUGCAAUUGCAGUGAUAGGAACAAUUAGUGCCAUGUCCAUAUCAGCAGUACUCCUGAUAUUCUUUCACAUGGAGCAUGAGAAAAGGAAGCUUAGGGAUCAUUUCAACAAGAAUGGUGGAAAAUUACUAAAAAGCAUCAAAAUCAAGAUUUUCAGAAAGGAGGAUCUAGACAAAAUAACCAAGAACUAUAGUACUAUAAUAGGCAAAGGUGCUUUCGGUGAGGUCUACAAGGGAACUACGUGUGAAUACAUACAAGUUGCUGUCAAACGCUCCAUUGCAAUCAACAAGGACCGCCAAAAGGAUUUUGCUAAUGAGAUACAAAUUCAGUCGCAAAUAAGUCAUAAGUAUGUGGUCCAACUGUUGGGGUGUUGCUUGGAAGCAGAAGUUCCUAUGUUGGUCUACGAGUUCGUGCCAAGGGGUAGCCUCUAUGACGUUCUUCAUGGCAAGAAUGGCAAUAUGCGAAGAGAACCUAUCUCCCUACGAGCACGCCUCGACAUUGCCAUUUGCUCUGCUGAUGCCCUUGCAUACAUGCAUUCGCAGGCGAGCCAGAAGAUCCUACAUGGAGAUGUCAAAUCCGGAAACAUCCUCCUUGAUGAUGAGUUCAUGCCUAAGGUGUCGGACUUCGGUACGUCGAGGCUUAUGUCCAUUGAAAAGGACCACACCAAUUGGGUGAUCGGGGACAGUAGCUACAUUGACCCCGUGUAUAUGAAGACUGGACUCCUCACAGAGAAAAGCGAUGUGUACAGCUUCGGGAUCGUGCUACUGGAGCUCAUUACCCGGAAGAAGGCAAGGUAUGAUAGGAACAACAGUCUUCCACUAAACUAUAUCAAGGCUUUUACGGAAGGGGCUACAGGGCAGAUGUAUGAUAUCGAGAUUCUGUCCAGCGGGGAGGAUGUAAAGUGCCUCGGCGAGGUUGGACUGAUUGCGAUGCAAUGCCUCGAAGUUGAUGUGGAUGACAGACCGACGAUGACCGAAGUCGCAGAGAAGAUUAAAAGGUGUAAGAGUCGGUGGCUGCAAAGCCAUUGGCAUGGGAAGACCAAAGCAUUGUGA
Messenger RNA from Triticum turgidum subsp. durum (durum wheat), 2109 nucleotides. Lineage: Eukaryota; Viridiplantae; Streptophyta; Magnoliopsida; Poales; Poaceae. The record is from the annotation of a GenBank genome assembly.